Molecule: messenger RNA, 11249 nt
Organism: Meleagris gallopavo (turkey)
Lineage: Eukaryota; Metazoa; Chordata; Aves; Galliformes; Phasianidae
Source: RefSeq, a predicted model, not a curated record
UGUACCAGCCACAUUAUGAUCUCCUUUUUUCUUCUCUUAAUAGGAUCCGUGUUUAUGCUGAAGGUUCAAGUAAAUGACAUCAUCAGUCAUCAGUACCUGGCACAAGCGGUAGUGGAAGUGUUUGUUAACUACACCAAGACAAAUUCUACUCUCACUGGAAACAACGGAGCAGUGUUAAUAAAAGUUCCUUACAAAUUAGGAUUAAGCUUAACUAUCGUAUCAUACAAAGAUGGCUACAUGUUAACACCUUUGCCUUGGAAGACUGGGAGAAUGCCAAUAUACUCGUCUGUGACGCUCUCGUUAUUCCCACAAAGUCAAGCUAAUAUAUGGCUGUUUGAAGAUACUGUUCUGAUCACUGGAAAAUUGUCUGAUGCCAAAUCUCAACCAAGUGUUCAGUUUCAAAAAUCUUUAAUAAAGCUUCCAACAGAUCACCAUAUUACAAAUGUUACAGCUUAUUUGACAGUGCCAGAGCAAUUCUUGAAAGUGGACAGUUUUCUUUAUACGACAGGAAUUCUUCUGAACAAAUCAGGUUUCAAAAGUAUUGAAUUGGCUCCUCUUGCUGCAAUAUGUGCAAAUGUUCUCUUGGCUGGGAAAGAACUGAAAGUAAAUGGUCCUAUUCAGAUUACACUUCCUCUUCCUAUAAGUACUGUGAAAUCAGGAGAUGCUAUACCUGCAUGGACGUUUGAUAUGAAAACUGGUGCUUGGGUAAGCCGUGGCCUAGGAAUGGUAAAGGAAGCGAACGAUCAAUUAGUAUGGACAUACACUGCUCAACACUUAGGCUACUGGAUAGCAGCUCCACUGCCCGGAACAAGAGAAUCAAUCAUUAGUGCAGUUUCCAAGGACAUUACAGCCUAUCACACAGUGUUCCUUACAGCCAUACUGGGAGGUACUGUUAUCAUUAUAAUUGGAUUUUUUGCUGUUCUUCUUUGUUACUGCAGGGACAAAUGUGGUCAGACACAAAAGAAGGAAAAAAAUACAACAAAGCUGGAUGUCAUAAAAAAAGACCAGACCACAUCAACAACUCACAUAAAUCACAUCAAUGCUGUCAAGGGGUCUUUAAAGAUAGAGGAUAAGUCGCAACUGUAUACGCCGAAGAUGUCUUCAUACAGCCCUCAAAGGAGGAUGUCCACAGACACAGAAGAUGGAAAAUCACGAGACAAUUUUAAAAUCUACUCGGAAGAUGCUUCUUAUCAGUCAUCCUAUCAGACUGGUCAGUCAAUAAGUUCCCCUCAUUCCUUGGAGCCUGGUGCUGGACUCAGACACUUGCAGCCACCAAAGCAUACUAACGGUGCUACUUCCCAGGCUCCUAGGGACAUUCAAGAGCAAAACAGAUACCUUACACUGCAAGAGGAAAUAUACGGGCUUUCCCAUAUCCCAGAACAUCUAAUGCAUAUUUACAAUCAACCUAUUGCUAUUCUUCAAACUUCAGAUCUUUUCCAUUCCCCAGAGCAAUUGCACGCCGCUAAAUCAGCAACUCUGCCAAGGAAAGGACAGUUAGUGUAUGGCCCCAUGAUGGAGCCUGUGAAUCGAGACGGUUACAUACAAACACUACCUAAAAUGCCAGUGCACUCUCAUCCACAGCCUUCUGUCUGCAGAGAUGAGAAAAGCACCCUGGAUGGUGAACAAGGCUUGCCUUCUCAAACAUCAAACUGGAGUCGGUACACUAACAGCCUACUGGAAUCUGUCUCCGUCCCUGGGACGUUGAAUGAAGCAGUUGUAAUGACUCCGUUUUCAUCUGAGCUUCAAGGCAUCUCAGAGCAAACGCUACUGGAACUCUCUAAGGGAAAGCCAUCUCCGCAUCCUCGAGCAUGGUUUGUGUCUCUGGACGGAAAGCCGAUAGCUCAAGUGAGGCAUUCUUUUAUAGAUCUGAAAAAGGGCAGAAAAACAGAGAGUAAUGAUACCAGUCUGGACUCUGGUGUGGAUAUGAAUGAGCAUCAUCCUGGUAGGAAACUGGAGCGAGAGAAAACCUUCAUUAAAAAUAUGCCGCAUUCAAAAAUCCUUUACUUGGAAGAUCUGGAUCUGAGUAGCAGUGAAAGUGGGACCACUGUGUGUACUCCAGAGGACCAGGCUGUGAGGCACAUUCUGGAUGGAGGGAAUGGGCCAGCCACAGAACAGCAAGAUGAAGAGGGUCUAAGAAGAAAAACUGUGUCAGGAAGUCAGGAAUCCGGUAUCCCUUCCCCUAAAAAAAGGGAUAGGCCAUCUCUCACGAAAAGGGAUAGCAAGACUAAUAUCUGGAAGAAAAGAGAGGAGAGGCCGCUUAUUCCUAUAAAUUAAACACAAUGUGCUUUGUGUUGUUGCUCUCCCUGCUGGUUGUUGACCUCUUGGCUGCUUGUGUAAUUCUGCAGUGUAGGGUUUACAAGGGAAAUAUUGUUUUCUAGUAUCAAGAAAAAUUAACGUUUUUUAAUGUACAGAUUGAGUUACUAUAACUUCAACUGGGCAAUUGAUAUUCAAUGUGAAUAGAUAACAGGGAAACACAUGAAAAGUUUCCAAUUCCUAAUUUUGCUGGCAGUGUAGAGAGGGUCCACAUUUUAAUUAGCCUGUCUUUUUUUUUUUGACACAACUCUUGGAAUGCACAGUGAGAAAUGUAGGCACAUCUUUCGUUUGUUGAUAUUUUUUUUAAAUUUUUACUAAAGCAUCACUAUAGUGGCUCAAGCCAUUUCUCAGUCUUGUUCCUAAUAAAUGUGAUUAUCUGUACAGUAUUUUAUAUGUGAAUUUUUCUAGGGAUUUGUCACUACCACUUUGUAUAAUGCUUCAUCAUUUAGUCCCAUGGCACCAGAAGAAGAGCUCUGUUGGAUUUUUCAGAAGAGUUCUAAAGCAUUACUGUCCUCUCUGUGUCCAUUGAUGUGCAAGAGGUAACUGUUUUGUAUAGCAGUGGCAGCAGGGGGACCUGUACCAUGCUGUGUGGUUACUGGAGUUCAUGAUCUCUGCUGUCAUAAGAUGUUGCUUAUCUUUUUUAGUCCACUUGGUUUUGAACUGAAGAUGUUGAUAACUGGCAUCAGCAUCCACCUCCUGCAGAAAAGGACUGGUUCUGGUCACAUUUAGAGCUGCUGUUACUGCUAAUCUCAGUGGCUUCUUUAAGCUUUGCUACUAGUUAAAAUCUUCUGCAUACUGUUGAAAGAGUUGUGCUCCAAAACAUCGUCUUGGAUUCGUUCGGAUUUGUAAGUUAGAUUUUGGACUGCGAUGAAAAAGUGUGCAAGUUUAGACAAGUUAUGUUAUAGUAUGUAAUAGUGCCCUUUGAUAGGAAAGCUGUUGCUUUUUAUUUUAUGAUUUGGAGAUGUAUGUGCCUACAUUUUACUAAUUCAAGCUUCUUAUGUCCUAGAUUGUGCAUCACAGUGGAGUUCAGCAGGCUUUAAAAAUUGGGGUUUUUUAUAAGCAUGAGAGCAGAUUGCGAAAUUUGAUCUGUAAUGCAAUAUAAAUACUACUUAUGACUCAACUUAGAGUUAAACUUACCAAAAGUCAUGGAUGCAUGAAAUGUAACUAAGAUAUGUAUAGAGGAAGGGAAAGGCCAUCAAAAUGUUCUUUAUUUUUAAUGUUCAUCUUGUCGAAGUGAGAGUUUCAACUUUGGCUAACAGAAAAAUAUACGUACCCUUUGAACGUGCUUUGAACCAUAUAUAGAAUAUCUUUCUGUGGCUUUUAAGAUGCUUCCCUGAUUAAAUAAGUUCCAGCAUCUUGGCCUUGGCAGUUUGAUUACGAAUCUUCUUAAAAUAAUGUUAUAAAUAUUUCCUCUAGUUUGUAGUAGUUUGGGUUCAACAGUGAGGCCCAAGCAUGAAAUGCAUGCAGGUAGACUGUAGGGUGCACUUAGUUGAAGCACACGUUGAUUUUCUUCCGUGCCAGUGCUUCAGGAAUUCUUCUGAGAAUUCAGGGGUGGGAGUAAAGUAUGGUGGGGGUGUUUAUUAACAUCCAUCCCACAAGUGCACUCAGAGUUGGGAAAUAUCCUAUGUGGCUGGCCUUCUGGGAGCAUUCACUCAGGAAAUUGUUCUGUGAACUAUGUUUCUUCUUUUGGGAUUGUCAGUUGUCUGGUGGCUUUUUCUAGAAGAAUAUGUAAGAUAAUUGGAAUGGUACUAGCAGUCCAUUAGUCCAAGUUUUUCUGAUGUCUAAUUCUAAUUCUCUUUGGCCAAAAGACUCAGAUUUAAUUAUGCAGUUCAUCUAUUUUAGAGGUUAAGAUGGCUUGCCAUGUUAGCAUCCCUUGAAGUGUAUUUUCAUAUGAACGCACAAUUUAUUGAAAGUUACUUUUACUUUAGAGGUUCAGUAUUGCCCUGCUUAGAGUUGCAUCAGUUGUGAUGAGUCCCUUUUAGAAAAGAGACUUUCAUAUAUUCUGUUGAAAAUAACAGUAAAUCCCUGAAGUGGAUUUGAGUUGUUUAAAUUUAGUAUCGUUUUCCUACAGUAAUUUAAAUAUACAGCAGAUUCUUUAUCUUGUUUAAAGCCGUAUUUUAAAUUGUAGGUACCAAGACCACCUAAUUCCUUAAACUCACUUUUAUCAUGGAAAGGCAGAGACUGUAGCAAAUGGCUUUAUUCAUGUGAGUUCAAGUGAAUGAAAUUUUGCGCUCCAGUGUUCCUGUUCUGCAUCAGAGUAGGUAUCUGGUCACCAAAGAAAAAGGAUUAGAAAUUUUGAAAAGAUCAGUUCAGGAUUUCAAAAGAGCAGUUUCCAAAGAUGCACUGAGCUUGUGCUGAUUCUUGUCUGCUGUGUUGGUGCAUCACAAGCAAGGAGUGGAGUUACUCUCUGAACCUUCAGUCUAAAUGGUCUUUGGCUGUCUGGAUUAAGCCACAAUUUUGCUCUUGUAGUUUAAAAUGGCCUCUUGAAAGGCCGUGCAUAAGUGCAUCAGCUCCUAGGCAGCCAAGCAAGUUGGAGGGGAAUAUUAUUAUUAAGAAUUUCUUGCUGCUGAGCUUCUCGGUAGUAGGAAGCAAAAUGAAUUUCUUUCUGAAAACGUUCUUUAUGCUCUGAUAAUUGAUAGAGAUGAUUUAUCUGUGUGUAAAGUACGUGUCCUUAGUAGCCUUGCAAUAGCUGUAGCUGUGGUGGGACAGCUCCUAUCAAUAUCUUCUUUGUGAAUGAAGGGCCUCGGUUCUCUCUUGCCUAAUGAGGAUAUGAGCAUUUGUUUGUGUGGAGUAUUUAAAUUCUUUUCUAGAGUGCACAAGCAGCAGUAAAGGUAAUGCAAUUUCCAAGACUGUCUUUAACUGUUGCUUCUGUCCAUGCUUUGCUUGCUUUGUAGGUCCCAUAUGUCAACUUGACUGUACGUGACUUGCUAGCAUUUAUCUGUGUUGUCAUAUGCUGCUGGUAACACUUGAGAAGACUUUUCUUUAGCUGUAUGUGGGAAGAUAGAUGUAUGAAAACAGAUGAUGCCCCUAAGCGCACAGUGAGAGGGAAUUCUUCCCUGGCCCUAACUUGAGCAUUAAGUCUUGGAUUUCAAAAUCCGCAUGCAACUCUAAAAUACUUAAAACACUUGAUAUCCGUAUGCAGUAUUUACAGGUUAUAUUCUGUAAAUAUAGUCAUCAUUUUCCAUUCAUGUGUUGGAACUUGGUGCUCUAGGAACCUGUAUUACCUCCUAGUGACUGGAAUUCUUUAUUUUACUCAUCCUUUCAAGAAGUUCUGCUACAUUGAGUUCUAAUAUUUUAAUUGCAGAUACUGUAUGCUAUGUGUAUGUAGAUGGAGAAGACAAAAUGUUACCGUGAUGCUGAGUUUCUUGCAGCUGGGUAUAUCUUUUCUAUGUGUUAGCAGGUUUUGACGAGGUGGUUGAUGGAGUUAGCUGAGACCUUGAUUCUGCAAUGAAUGUGUAUGGCUCAGAUCAGUGCUUUGAUGCACUAUAAUCAUUUUCAGGAUCUAAAGGGGGACUAAAAGAAGGGGAUGGAUUUUUUAGCAGAGUCUGUUGUGACGGACAAGGGGAGGUUAUUUCAAAAUAUAAAGACAUAAAGAAGAAGUAUUUUACAGUAGGAAUGGUGAGGUGCUGGAGGUUGUCCAGAGAUGCAGCGGAUGCCCUGUUGUUGGAGACACUUGAGGUCAGGCUGGAUGGGGCUCUGAGUACCAUGGUGGAGCUGUAGAUGUUCCUGUUCAUUGCAGGGGAGUUGGACCAGAUGACCCUUAGGGGUCCCUUCCAACUCAAAAGAUUUUAUGAUAAUGUAAAUGAUCAGAUUAAAUAACACAUAGCUGUAUAUACAUUAAUAUGUGUACGUUAACUGGAAUACGAAUUACCUAGUAAACAGUAAUUUUCUGAUGUUUAUAAAAAGUCAGGUACUACAGCAAUUUUAAAAAAGGAGAAAUGCUUAACAAUUACAUUAGAUUAGCAAGGAAAAAUCUUUUUAAUACUGUCAGAAUUAGGAAAAGUCUGUUAUCUUAUAAACCUGAAAGCACAACUGAUUUGAUAAUUAGGGACGUUAUUUACCAAUGCAGAGCUAGAGAUGUUGCACGAGAGAUAAUCCAGUAUGUAGGACUGCACAUUUUUAGUUGUCUGCUCUGUUUCUGUGCAGUAAUUUGUACCAAAGAGGGUGAGAUGAUUAGGCAGCACUUCAAAUUCUUCUCGUUAGUUAAAAUAUGAAGCAGAUUAACAAUAUUAUUGUUACAAUGUUGUACAAAUGAAAAUACAGUACACUUAAAACCGUUGUCCACUACAGCAUAUUGAAACGUGGCAUACUAGGAAUAUUUAAAGAGCUAAAUUAGCCUGCUGAAGUGCCUUUCUCUUUCAUCAGACUUAUUUUAUCAGUGGGACACAUGACUAUCUGAGAAGCACAGGUAUGUGUUUUUUUUUCUGUUAGCCAAAAACCCCAAUUCAAACUUUCAGUUGUGUAGCUUUUAUAAUGUUUUCAAAGGCAGAUCUAGUGUUUUUAUGUUGGAAUAAUGAAUUCUGCAUGUUGAUGAUGAUGACUGUUGUACACCCUGUCUUUUUUGUAUUUUAUGUUUGAAAAGAAAUUAAAGAAGUAUAUCUUUAGCAAUCUGAACAGUAGUAUCUUUUAAGAAACACAUAUGGAAUCCAGUUCUCUUUAGUAAGCCAGAAUGAAGCAUCUUGGAAGUCACUGGGAUUAUGAGUCUGAAUCUGUUUUUUUUUUAACUUGAGAAAUGAAAUUAUUAUGUUUUUAAUGUACAAACUGUGAUGAUGAUAAAAAGCCACUGUCAGUUGCUAACCCUCAUUGGCAGUAGGAGGUAUAUUGAGUUAGGUGUACUGAGUUUUAUUUGUGUUUUAAAACCAGUUUAUAUCUCAUUUUGAGGCCUCACCUGCAUUGUUUACACAAUCGGAGCUUCUUCAUUGAUUUGUUUUCUUGUUUUUUCAAUUUGUUGCAGUUGUUCUCACACAAAACACAGUGAUAGACCUACAGAGUUACAAAUGAGCAUUCUUUUAUAGAACUCUUACUAACUUUUGCCACAGUUCUAGCAGAGGACAGGUACGUUUCUUUUAAAGAAAUCAUACUAAAAGUGGGUUAAGAGAUUUUAAUCUGAAGUUCAUUUUCUUUUAAAAGCAGUAUUCAGUGUGUUCUGCUUAUUAAAAGACAAAAAUUACUUAAGAUUGUUUUCAAGACUAGCAGAAGAAAUCUAUGUUUUAAGUCUUUACUAUUAACAUUUACCCUGAAAAUUAUCUUACAAAAUAAAACUUUUUUCAUUCAAUUUACAAUUACUGAACAUUUCUAUAUUUGCAUCUAUCCAAAAAGUGUACUGGUACAUUUUUCCUCAGUUUAAUUUUUCAGUUCCUUUGAAGCACUUGCUGCACUUCAGUCCAUGUUAGAAGAGUACUAUUUUUACAACAUCUUGCUACUGUGUGUGAAGACACUGUUGAGUGCACAAUUUGUGCAUGCAGGCCAUAGACCAUUGUUGAGGUACCAAAAUGUAGGUGAGCUGAUGGUUGUGGUCAUCACCUUGCGUGUUGGAGCUUUACACUCAGCAGGCACUUCAUUACCUUGGCACUCAUUUUCAGGAAUGUUCAAGAACAGAUGAGAUCUUCAUUUAGAAUGUUCCUGAUGUCCAGCAUCCAGGUUUUAAGUAUUUUUACCUUUUUAUAUUUUUUUCAGAGGUGUCUUCUAAUCUCUGUUUAUUACAGUGUCAGUGAAUAUGUUGCUGAAAAUGUAACUAAGACUUGUAAAAUGUUAGAGUUUAUGCAAUAUAAUAAAAUAGUUAAAAGUCAUCAGUGCCAUAACUUCAAUUUUUAUGGUCUUUGAAAUCACGUGUUGUCCAGGAACACACUGGUCUCACUUUUAUCUUUGUUAAAUAAUGUUAAAAUAUAUUCUGUAUUUCUUCCAUGGCCAUAAUUCCAGUGUUCAACCAAUGUUAUCCUGUUAUCCACCUUAGAAGUUCACCAAUUCUAAUUCAGCCAUAUUCUGUUCCAUUUCUAGUGAAGAAAGCCUUUGAUUUCCACAGUGCGUCUAAUUCCUCUUCGUUUGCUGGCGCAGCUAAAAGUAUUACCUGUGUAAAUUGAUUUUGUUGAAUUGGAAGGAAGUACCCAAAGAAAAAGAAUACUAUUUCAGAUUUUGUUCUUGCUCAUAAUCUUUGUUUUUUCUCCAUUCUUUCAUUUAGAUACUUUCUGUGACUCCAAGAGCAAAUAAGAUUUCUGCAUGUGUAAAUGUGCAGAAGCAUCAGUUCUACCUACAGAUAAUCUCAAAAUAUCCAGGUAGAAGAACAGAAUGAUUAUAUGAUAUAGAAGAGCUUAAACCAAACUUCAGGGUUUGAAGUAAUGAUUUUAAUUGCAUAUAGCGCAAGCCUUUUUCUCCUUUUCAGCUUUACAAAAGCCAUUUGUCAAUUAUUUUGUGUUUGUUCAAAAAUGCUGCAAGACUACAAGAAAGCAUGCAACAAAGGUUUUCCUACCAUAGCGGGCAUUCACAUGUGUUCUGCAAUCUAGUGUCUGAGAAGCUAUCAUCUUUGAGGAGAUUACUGGCUUUAUUCUUAUUGUCACAGAAAAAAAUAUUUUCCAACUUCCUGAGAAGUUGUUUCACUUUAUUUAAACCUAUUGUGAUUCUGUUAGUUGCUUUGAAAUGGACGGAGUUUCCUUUGUCUCUACAGGAAAGCAAAGCAAUCUUAUGAAUUUUAUUUCCAAUUCAGUAGAAGAAAACUCUAUGUCAGUCAUAUUUCAUUUUAAUCUAAAGAUUAAUUAUCUGGGUCGUCAGAUCUGUAAAUGCAAAUAAUUAUAUGAAAACUGAGCUGAAGUUCAACUUGAUCAGCUUGUCAUAAGAAAACCCCACAAAACUCAAGCUCUGUGGAUUACUCAUAAAAGAUCAAUUCAAGUCUGUGAGUGGGUGACACUGGUAAGUUUGUUCUAAAGCAAUUGCAAUAAAUUUUCGUUUCUAUUAAAGUUAUAAAGAUAUAUACUGUAUACUACAUCAAGGUUUACUUCCUCUUCUGAGUAUAAAUUAUGAAUAUCUAUAAAUAUCUGCUGAGUGAACUAUAGCAGAUCUUCAAGAAAGAACCUGAGACUAUAAAUAGGUUCUUGUAUAUCUCCCUUUUAUUAUUGUACACUGAAAAUAGCAGUUGAUACGACUUUUUUCAGCAGUAAUGUUAAAAUCAGUCUGGCUUUAUUUCUUACAGCUCUGAAUAAGAACUUUGUUGUAAUUGGUUUUUCAAGAAUAUCAAAGCUGUACUCAUUUUACAUUUCUUGGAGCAAUUUACUUGACUGAAGGCUAAAAACUUAAACAGCAACAAUUUCACAAGUACACAGCUAUUUUCUGAAACAUCUACAUCAGCCAGGUCAGUUCCUGUGUUUAUUUGAGAUGAUCUAAUGUAAACACUUCGUGCAGCAGUGAAUUAAUUUUUGUGGCAUAUACAAUGAAUGACAUUUGAUUCUUCAUUUAUUUCUUUGUUACCUGAUCUCCCAGAAAUCCUGUGUAUGGAAUACAAAAGCGAAAAUACAGCUGUGUUACUUAAAACAAGAAAAUUAUGAGCUGGUAUGGAGAGGAAAUCCUUCCAGGAAUAAAUUUAUGUUUGUAGGUUUAAAAUUGAGAUGAUGAGGGAGUCAUUGUCUUAAGAGCUUCUGUUGAUGGCUGGUCUUUCCCACUUGUUUACUGGUUGUUUGUUUUUUUAAUGAAGAUUGGCUUGCUACAUAGAUAGGUGUGAAAAUUCAGCAGUCUGGGAUGUCUUUGAAUUGAGGAAUUAUCACAGACACCGGUUUUAAAAGCAAAUGUGUUAUUUGUACUGCCGUUGUCAAAGUGAUGUGGGCUUCUCAAAGCUUCAUUUGUUUAAUCCUUUCUAAUGGUAUUGGGACUUCCCAGAAAAUGCUGCCUCAGAAGAGCUUAGAGAAUUAUCCUCAUCACGCUUCGAAUGCUCACUCAGAGUUCUGCUCUUAUGAUCAGAAUCACCUCCUAGAUGGGGUCAAUAUAACUGCUUAAAAUUAAAUCCUUUUCAGACACUGGCACACUUCGUUAUAACGUGUUUUGAAGCUACUUGGAGAACUUUCUGAUUAGUGUUCAAGUGAUACUUGCUUGAUUAAAUAUUCAUUUCCAAAGGCAUGUGUUUCUGGUUCCACUUUUUUUGCAAGUUUUCUAAUGUGUGUAUGAGAACCAUUUGGGAAGUGUUCAUGUUUGACUGGCAUAUCCUUUCAAGUCAGAGCACGGUAUACAACACAUUCAUCAAUAGGACAUGGGUUUUUUGGUGCACUAGCCAACUGUCAAUACAUUCCCUAUGACACUUAAAAGACAAAGGUCAGUUGUUAGCAUAUUUCUCAGCUAAGUAUGGGCUAAUCAAUUGUUUGACCAUACAGCAGUAAUUCAAUUUUGUCCAGUGUUCAGGGUGUCGAGAGGAACUGAGCACAAUGCAAGCUGUGCUGCUGAUGAGUAGAGUGAAUACAUAGAGUGAACCCUUAAACUUCCAAGAACACCAACUAAUAUGUUUUUUUAGCUUGAACAGUUGCAUAAUGUAUUCAUUCAAUGUUAUUGAAUUUUUGCAGUAGUUUGUGUGAGUUUUCUGAACUACGUUGACUGGUUGUUGUAUUAGGAAUAUUGCUAUAUGUUCUUAUUAAAAUGUUUAUCUUGUUGUGUAUAAUGUUUACUAUUUCUUCAGAUGCUAUUUAGGGGAGUGUUGCGAGAACAUGUUUUUUGUUUUUGUUGUUUGUUGUAGUGGAUGGUGCAGAAAAAGACGAGCUCUUAAUUCUCUUGAAGACGUAAUACUUCCUUGGAACGCUUUGCUAGGUUAAAGCUUUUGUAUGUUCCUCUUUGAUCUGAUGGUUCUGAAAGCAGUUCAUACCAUUUCCAUUUCUUAUUUCUCUUCUGUUGUGCAAAAUAAUUGAGAUAAAUGGAAGUCAAGAUUAAGUGCCUUUGUAAAUGAUUUAAAAAAAAAAAAAGUAGCU